AUGUUAGCUGGUGAUACUAAUUGGUUCAAGCCAGGAAGUAGAAUUAUUAUUACAACUAGAGAUGAGCAGGUGCUCAAAGAGCAUAAAGUGAGAUGGAUACAUGAUGUCGGUCUUUUAUCGGAUGAGGAAGCAGUUGAACUCUUCAGUAGGUAUGCAUUCGGGAAAGAUAUUCCCCCUCAAGGGUAUGAAAAGUAUUCACGUGAAGUUAACAAACCAAUUCCGUUGGGGGAUACUCUUAGAAAACUGGAAGUAAGUUAUGAAAUUCUAGAGGAUGAUCAUAAGGAAAUAUUCCUUGAUGUGGCAUGCUUCCUUCAAGGUUUGGAUUUACAAGAUGCAAUAAGGAUUCUUGAAAGUUGCAGAUUUGAUGCUGAACAUGGUUUAAGAGUUCUUAAGCAUAAAUCUCUAAUAACUUUAGAAAUAAGUUCAAAAAUAACUUUAGAAGGACUUCCUAGUGUAACCAUAGGCAUGCAUGACCAGCUCGUAGAAAUGGGCAAGAAUAUUGUACGCCGUGAGCAUCCGAACAAACAUAGCCGAUUAUGGAUUCAAAAGGACAUCGAACAAGUCUUGGCUGGUAACUCGGUAAGUGAAGCAACAAGAUGUAUAAUUCCGAAAAUCAAUCGUCCUAUUUUUUUGGAAGGUCUUGGAAAUAUGAAGAAAUUAGAAGCCUUAUUGUGGAAGACAAUAACCAAUUAUAGUGGUACCAAUACCCUCAUUGGUGUUUACCCGAAACAUUUGAAGCAAAUAAUCUUGUUGAGCUUCAUGUCUCACAGCAAUAUCAUACAACUCUGGGAAGGGGGAAAGGUUAUGACGAAGCUAAAAAUACUUAUUUUGGAUGAUACAAGGUUCAAAAGGCUUGACCUUGGGCUGACACCCAAUCUUCAAAGGUUACAUCUAAAAUGGUGUUUUGAUUUGAUGGAAUCUCUUGUGUGUCUUGAUAUAGGUGAUUUAGAACUGAAGAAAUUCCCAGAUUAUAUAAUCACAGGGCACUCAAUCAAUAGUUUGCGAGUCCUGAAUCUUUCAUACAAUCGCAAUAUUGAAGUACCAUCAUCAAUUUGCAGUUUACAACAAUUGAGAAUUCUUAACCUUCGAAACACUUGCAUAGAGGAAUUGCCCGAGAAUCUGGGCCAAUUGGAAUGUUUAGAAUACCUAGAUUUAAGUUGUACAAAGGUUAAACAUCUUCCUGGUAGCAUUUGUAUGUUGAAACAUCUCAAUACACUACUUCUUAGAGGAUGUGAGCGUCUUGAGAAGUUACCUGAGGGUGUUCACCAAUUAGAAUCUCUGGAGAAUUUAGAUCUUGAAUUUUGCAUUGAUUUAAGAAUGUAA
Molecule: messenger RNA, 1323 nt
Organism: Helianthus annuus (common sunflower)
Lineage: Eukaryota; Viridiplantae; Streptophyta; Magnoliopsida; Asterales; Asteraceae
Product: TMV resistance protein N-like
Exons: 6
Coding region: 1-1323 (440 amino acids)
Biological process (GO): defense response
Molecular function (GO): protein binding; ADP binding
Source: RefSeq, a predicted model, not a curated record